UUAGAUAUUGCACUUGAAGGCUAAACUUAUUUUUUUCCAUAAAAAAAUUUAGAUUCCUUAUAAUUUAUAAUUACAAAUUUUUAUUCACUUUAAUAUAUUUAACAAUAAGAUUGGACUUGUUAAUUGAUAAUAGUAUGAAAUUAUACCAUAGUGGUAGAAUAUACAUCGCAGUAGGGCUGGGAAUCCGAUUUCAGUUUUCCGGUCAAAUCGGAAACCGGCCAGUUUAAACCGUCCCGAUUGUAACCGGAAACCGGUUACAACCCGGUCCAAUCCGGAUUCCGGUUUCUAGUAUUUGGAGAAAAACCGUACCAGGUAUAACCCGGUUAAAACCGGGAAACUGGGACCAGCCCUGCCUUGCACCAAGCCCAGCUUUGAAGCCCAAAUCCCCUCUCAAAAUCUCAGCCCAACACAAAACAAAAGCCCAGAUACACAAAAACCCUAAUCGUCAUGGCCACCCAAUCCCUCUAUCCCUCACGAUUCUCCUCUAUCUCCCGUCGCCUCGCGACUCCACUCCUCUACUCUCGAAGAAGAAGUCGACCGGCGGCCGAAAUCGCCGCUCAACCAUCGAAUCAGCCGCCGACUCUGUUCGAUGGCACUGAGAUGCCCCUUCUGUUCAUGGUCGCGAUCUCCUCAGGGCGACAGCGACAGCGCGAAGGCGACGGUGAUUUCAGAGUUGAAACAACUCCCGAUCUGGGUCCCAAACCAGUGCUGGACCUCUCUCUCACCGGCGAUGCGGCGGAAGCGAGCAAUUGAUCUUUCUUGACCUCCUAUGUUGAGGACUUGAAUGGCGGUGGACGGUGGUGGUGCAUGCAAGGAUGGCCGCACUUCUGCAGCGGCGAGGGAGGUGAGAAGAUGAAGAAGUGAAAGUGAAGGAUGGAUUGAUGAAAAUCAGAGCUAGGGAUUAGGAGGAUUUUUUUUAGAAGAGAGCGGCGGCGUAGAUUGGGGAAUUGGGAUGGUGAGGGGAAUUAGGUAUUGUUUGAGUGUGUGACUGUGUGGCGAGUGGGAGGUGAGGGGAAUUUCUUUUAAUCCAAUUUAAACGACAACGUUUUUUUUAUCAGAAACGACAGUGUUUUUUGGGAGGGAAUAAAUAGAUCCAGUUUUU
Molecule: messenger RNA, 1102 nt
Organism: Linum trigynum
Lineage: Eukaryota; Viridiplantae; Streptophyta; Magnoliopsida; Malpighiales; Linaceae
Source: the annotation of a GenBank genome assembly